Diospyros lotus (date-plum) is the source of this 1602-nucleotide messenger RNA. RefSeq names its product chloroplast protein FOR GROWTH AND FERTILITY 2-like. The record is from RefSeq and is a predicted model, not a curated record. Bases 197 to 1330 code for a protein of 377 amino acids. The transcript is spliced from 2 exons. NCBI's taxonomy places the organism in Eukaryota, Viridiplantae, Streptophyta, Magnoliopsida, Ericales, Ebenaceae.
AGCCCACCGCCCAAACUCAGGGCCGAAUGCCCCCAUUGGCCAUCAGUAGCCCACAACUGAAUCCACACUCCUCACAGCUAAUUGUCUCCAUCCUCUCGAUUGCCUCUCUCCCUCUCUGUCUCUCUCUGCUGAAAAUCUUUACAAGGGAGGAAACCAGAGGGAGGGGAGGAGAGGGAAAGAGAGAGAGUGAGAGAAUAUGGAGAGGCUUAUCUGCAAUUCUAAACCCAUUCCCUCCAAGCUACUCCCACCAAGCCCUUCUUCCCAUCGUCUAUAUCCACUCCGCCAACUCCAAGCCCCAAAACAAGGCCUUCCGCCUUCCCCCCGCCGCUUCACCGCCCAUCUCCGCCUUCCCCCCCACCACCACUCUUCUUCGGCAAUCAACCACUCUCUUUUUCCCCAUAACCACUCCAUCGUUGAACCUUCUUCUUCAGAUGGGUCGAAACCCACACCCCAUGUUCUCGCACGACUCACCCAAACCUCCUCCGCCCCAAGAAAGGCUGUUGCUGCUGGAACAGUUGUACUACUUUCAGCCCUCAUUGUUAUAUUAAUUCAUCCGGUAAUUGUAUCACCGGCUUUUGCUACAUUUCAAAGUGCGGCUACAGCUGGCGCUGCAGCUGCAGCAGGAAGAGGACUCUUCCGUUCCGAAUUACUAACUAGUGCCUGGACCGGUUUCUUUGCCGGUUGCCUACACACGCUAUCAGGACCCGACCACCUUGCUGCUUUGGCUCCACUCUCUAUUGGGCGCAGUCGAAUGGAGAGUGCCAUGGUAGGAGCUCUGUGGGGCUGCGGUCAUGAUGCCGGACAAGUCAUUUUUGGAUUGCUUUUCCUCGUUCUGAAAGAUCGCCUCCACAUUGAAAUUAUCAGAACAUGGGGCACGAGAGUCGUGGGCUUCACCCUGCUCGUUAUCGGUGCCAUGGGAAUCAGGGAAGCUUCUGAGGUCCAUUCUCCAUGUGUUGUCCUGGAAAGUGGUGAAUGUGAUGUUAGCGUAUACGGAACUCUUGAAAACCCAAUUGGGAAGAAAAAAGAGAUCGGGUUUGCAACCUUCGCCACAGGUAUUGUACACGGUCUGCAGCCGGACGCACUGAUGAUGGUCUUGCCCGCCCUGGCGUUGCCUUCUCGCGUGGCUGGGGCUGCAUUUCUUGGCAUGUUCUUGCUUGGAACAGUAGUUGCAAUGGGAACUUACACUGUAUUUAUAGGGUCCUGUAGUGAGGCAUUAAAAGAGAGGGUACCUAGAAUAACUGAGAAGCUCACAUGGGCUUCUUCUCUUGUAGCAAUUGGCCUUGGAUUUGCCAUCAUCCUUAGCCAGUUCUUCGGGUUCAGCCUGUACUAAUUUAAGCUUGGCAUUUCACUAGUUUCAUCAGCCUUGAAGAGAUUCUGAAAAGGAUUCAUGGAUGGUAGCAGCAAAUAGUAGUGGUUUUUGUUACAGCUGAUUCUGAUCAUGUAGAUGAGAAUCGUCGUUUUCUUGCUUAUUACAUAUGCACGCUUGGACAUUUGUAAUUUUAUUCAGGGAUGUAGCUGUUUGUAAUCUUGGGCUGCCAUGGAAUGCAUGCUGAUUUGGAAAUACUAGCGGCUCGCAUAAACCGGAUUGGAAGUUUUCACAAA